AUCUGAUUCUGAACAGCAGAGAAUAGAGACCUGCCCGGAAAAUUUUCUACACUUCAUUCUAAAGAGUUCUUACAUUUUUCUUGUGCCACUGUCAUCUGACAAACAUUCGACAGAGCAACACAGCCAAGAUCGAUCAGCAUCUUCCUCAAAGCAAGAUUACUCAAACUUUCUCAGCACAUAAGAAUAACGAAAAGCAUGAAGAUGAUGGCUACAGCAUUGGCUCUUUUACUUCUAGUCCUUGGUCACACAAUGGCUCAGAGUGGCGUCAAGAAGAACUUGGCAACACCCAAACAGGCCAAACCAGCACAAUGCUGUGAUGAGGUGCGCUCCUUGAAGGUCCAGGUGGCGAAUUUGACCAGCAUGUUGGAAGAAAUUAACAAGAAGCAGGAGUCUGAUCUCAUGAAGACCAUGCGGCAAAUGAUCAAGCUGGAAAAGCUUAACCAGCAGCAAGAGGCCCGUGUCACAGAGGCAGAGAGCAAGUAUUCAGAAAUCUACAAUCAGAUUGAAAUCAUGCAGCUGCAGGCAGCCCAGUCUGCCCCACAGCAGAGCACUUCAGAUGCAAUCUAUGAUUGCGCAUCCCUAUACAACAAAAACUAUAAAAUUUCUGGAGAGUAUAAAUUACCAAAAGAUGAAUUCCUUGGAACACCUGAACUAAAUGUAUAUUGUGACAUGGAAAACAAUGGCGGUGGCUGGACUGUCAUUCAGAGACGCAAGAUUGGUCUGACAAGCUUCAACCGUGACUGGAAGCAGUACAAGAAUGGUUUUGGUACAAUCCGUGGUGACUUCUGGCUCGGCAACGAACACAUCUUCCGUCUGACCAGACAGCCCACAGUGCUGAGAAUAGAGAUGGAGGACUGGGAGGGUGAGAUACGCUACGCUGAAUAUGGCUUCUUCACACUGAGCAAUGAGAUGAACAGCUACAAGCUUUUAAUCGGCAGCUACAGCGGGAACGCUGGCGACUCUCUGCGUUACCACAAUAACACCAACUUCAGCACUAAGAACAAAGACAAUGACAAGUGUGUGGACAACUGCGCAGAACUUCGCCAAGGUGGAUACUGGUACAACUGCUGCACUGACUCCAAUCUUAAUGGUGUGUUUCACCGCUAUGGGUCACAUACCAAGAAUCCAGAUGGCAUCUCUUGGUAUGGAUGGCAUGGACCAAACUACUCACUGAAACGGGUAGAAAUGAAGAUUCGACCCCAGAGCUUUGUACCUUAAAGACUUGCCAAAACCAAAUUUAUGUUCCUGCUCACCACUAAACCUUGGAUCAACAUAUUCUACAGCUUAAACUGGGCAAACAUUUCAGGGGGAAUGCAUUUGUAAAAGUGUUUUAAGAUAUAUGUGAUAAACGAUGUUUGAUUGUAAAUUGCAUUUUAUACAAGGUAUUUAUCUCUUAAAUAUUUUAUUUUCUUUAGCCUUUUCUAGAUGAUUUUAUGCACAUGAUUAUUGAGUACAGCAAGACUAAGCAACAAGCUGAUGUAAGCCAUUCACACAAUAUGUUCAAUUUUGUAAAAUUACAAACAAUUUGACAGUUCAGAGACAUUACGGUAAGUUCACUGGUACAGUAAAAUGAACUCUGUAAAAAGUAAAAUAUUGGAUGAUUAAUAAAUUGUAUUUUUAAAAAAAAUAA
Messenger RNA from Ctenopharyngodon idella (grass carp), 1630 nucleotides. It is a transcript of the gene angptl7, whose product is annotated as angiopoietin-like 7. The transcript has 5 exons. The record is from RefSeq and is a predicted model, not a curated record. Lineage: Eukaryota; Metazoa; Chordata; Actinopteri; Cypriniformes; Xenocyprididae. The coding region runs from base 196 to 1218 and encodes 340 amino acids.